UCUUUUGAGCCAUCAAGUGACUCUAAACACACAGCUCUUCUCAGCUUUGAGCCAACAAAUGAUUCUGAGCGUACAGUUCCUCCCACAUUAUCUGAACAAUUCCCCAUCACUGAAGAACGCGACUACUCGACUGCAAUUAUAAUAGUCACUGCUAUAUUGGUCUUCUUGCUUGUGCUUCUCGUAAUACUCGGCUUUACAUUAAAACAGCAAAAGAACCGCAGGAAAAAGCUCCUGUUGGCUGCUGAAAUGGAGAAGGAGGAGAAAGCAAAAAGAAGAAAACGGUGGUUCAGGAGGAAGCAAAAACAAGAGAAGAGAGAAAAGAAAGAGAGGAAAAAACGUUCGAAAAAGUUGAAGGAGAAGAGAAAGAAGAAAGCUACGAGAGAGGAGGUGAUGUUGGCACUCUCGGAUUACUUGACAUCGCAGUCGAAAAAGUACGAAACUCCAGUAGAAGAGCCUACACCAGCUGCAUCUGAGGUGGGAGUUGUGGGGAUAACUCCACACAAAGUAAGCAGCGAAGUGAAUGUGGAAGUUGAGAGAGAAGUUCCAUCGAAGGAAGUGAUCCCAGCAAAGGAUUCUGGGUCUAUAGAAAUGCCAAAGCAGCCAACAGUGCCUGAUAUCAGUGCCGAAAAGAAGACAAUAGAAACUCUUCCCUUAAAAUGUAGCAGCGAGAAAAAACUGGUGGACACUUCACCUUUCAUAUCUCCUGCAAUUACACUCAGUGGAAUAGCGUCAACUACGCCUUCGCAAAGCGGUGGACCCGCCAUUGACAAGAUGCAAUCGUUACCGGGUGAGCCUAAAAUAAACUCGGAUGAAGGCAGAUCUCGGGAGCAUAUGUUACCCCAGCCCGUAGAAACA
Molecule: messenger RNA, 855 nt
Organism: Strongylus vulgaris
Lineage: Eukaryota; Metazoa; Nematoda; Chromadorea; Rhabditida; Strongylidae
Source: the annotation of a GenBank genome assembly